GAUGUGACGUGGAUAAGUCAGUGUGGGUGGGCGGUUGGCGCAGUGCGCGAGCGUUUGGCGUUUGUCUGUUGGCGGAUUGCUCGUCUGGACAGGCCACGGGACAAGGUAGACAAGCAGGUUCAUAUUAAAGCAGUGAUGGUGUAAAUUGAACUGGGCCCUUUGCACAAGUGGGAGAUGGGAGCAAAUAGCAGCAGCAUUGCUGAGCUUGCAACUAACAGCUAUCUUCAACGUCUUGCUGGCACAGAAACCAUAUCAGAGAAUGAUCCAUUCUGGAAUCAGCUUCUAUCAUUUUCCUUCACCACACAUACUAAUGGUACUGAUACACAGCUCUUGGAAGAGGCAACGCUUUCGAUUUCCAAAUUAUUGAUUGAAAACAAUCCUCGGACAGAAAACUUUCAAGCUCUUGUAAAGAUUUUCCUCAGUAGAACCAAAGAAUUGAAGGUCUCGGCUGAAUGUCAAGACCAGCUGUUUAUUUGGCAGGCCCACAAUGCCCUGUUCAUCAUUCGCUGUUUAUUGAAAGUCUUUGUCAGCCAAGUGCCUGAAGAGGAGCUGCAGCUUAAUUUUACGUAUCAAGAGAGACCACCAUUAUCUUAUGGGGCUGAGGCAGAAGAUCUCCUGGAGGAAUUGAUUUGUACUCUAGUACAUCUCAUUAUUGAAUUACCUUUAUUAGAUAUUACAUAUAACAUUCUUCUUGAAUCUGUGACUACGCUUUUAGUUCUACUGUCUUACCAACUAUUCCAGAAGGAAAUCAUUCGAGAGAGUUUAAUAUACAAAUGUUUGAUGCAAGGACAAUGCCUUCAGUAUACUAGCAGAGUUGUGAAAACAUUACUUUACAACUUCAUUCGGCAAGAGAAGUGCCCAUCUCCAAGGACUCAAAUUUUUGAACAGGCAUCUGAGGGAAGUGGAUUGCUAUAUGGCUUAGCAUCUGGUGUGGCGUCUGGCCUCUGGACAGUACUUACCUUGGGAGGAGUUGGGAAUAAGGCAACCCAGCAAGGGGAUCUGUCAUCUCCACUGGCUAACCGAAGUCUUCUGCUGCUGCUUGUUUUAUCUAAUUUGAGCAACAGACCAGAAAACCCAAAUCCAUACAGGCAGUCGAUAAUGUCAUUCAGGAACACACAAGAUAAUACUGCAAUUCAUUCACCAAACACCUACUGCUUCCAGAUAAAUUUCAACAGUUUGUACACAGCACUGUAUGAGCAGCAGAAAUCUGACCAGGCCACUCUUCUGCUGUAUACUUUGUUGCAUCAGAACCCAAAUGUGAGAACAUAUGUCUUGGCCCGUACUGACGUAGAGAAUUUGGUCCUUCCAAUUCUUGAAACUUUAUAUUGUGUUGAAGAACGUAAUUCUCACCAUGUAUACAUGGCACUCAUUAUUCUUCUAAUCCUUACUGAGGAAGAUUCAUUCAACCGUUCUGUGCAUGAAGUGAUACUAAAGAAUAUUACUUGGUACGCUGAGCGUGUCCUGACAGAAAUCUCAUUAGGAAGUCUUCUAGUUCUUGUGGUGAUACGAACUGUGCAGUACAAUAUGACCAGAACCAGGGACAAAUAUCUACAUACGAAUUGUUUGGCAGCAUUAGCUAACAUGUCUGCUCAGUUUCGGUCAUUACAUCAGUAUGCAGCUCAGAGAAUUAUCAGUUACACUUGCCGCCUCUUGCGGAGAUACCUGUAUGUGCUGGACAAAAUGUAUUUCCCCCGCCCUCACUGCACCACAUUGCAACAGUGGUUUUCAACUUGCAAUGACACUGGAGAGGACUUGAUAUACUUCCCUUGUUCCCACAUUCUCAAGUCCUAUGCAUCCAGUUUGUUUGCUCUGCUAUCGAAAAAACACAAUAAAGUUCUGGAACAGGCCACACAGUCACUGAGGGGUCCCAUUGGCGCAGAGGAAAAUUCACCAGUGCCCGAUUAUGCUCAAGACCUCAAUGUAAUUGAAGAGGUGAUCCGAAUGAUGCUGGAGAUCAUAAAUUCUUGCCUUUCCACUUCUCUUCACCACAACCCGAACCUGGUAUAUGCACUCCUGUACAAACGAGAUCUCUUCGAACAAUUCCGCACACACCCCUCCUUCCAAGAUGUGAUGCAGAAUCUUGACAUGGUGAUCAGCUUCUUCAGUCAUCGGCUGGAACAGGCGGGUGCAGAUCUGUCAGUGGAGAGAGUUCUGGAGGUCAUCAAACAGGGGGCUGUAGCAUUGCCUAAAGAUAAACUGAAGAAAUUCCCAGAACUGAAGUUCAAGUAUGUUGAAGAGGAGCAACCAGAGGAGUUUUUUGUUCCAUAUAUUUGGUCCUUGGCUUUUAACUCGACAGCAGAGCUAUAUUGGAAUCCACAGCAAGUUCAGCUUUUUACAAUGGACUCUGGCUGAGCACCUGUGUUUUGUGAUGAUUGUUUUGGGGGGGACGGGCAAAAGUUAACACAACAGCUUCAGAAGGCGAAUAAGAGACUUUUAUUCCAUUUUUGUGUGGUCUACAUCCACAUUAAGGACUUGUUUCUUUCAACAGGGUGAAUGGAAUUCAUGGAUGCCAUGUAAAUUGGAAGUUGUCAAUCACAGGCCAAACAGCUUCAAAUGCCUCGAGGGAAUAAUUAUAUUUGACUAACUUUUCACCAAAUAUUCUUGAUUAGUCAGACUAUGAAAUGAAUCACUUUGCCUGCCUUGGGCUGUGCCUAACAGGUCCUUCUGCAAAUGGUACAAUAAGCAUUGGUGGAAUGCAGCAUUAAAGAAAAAUGGCCUGUAAAAUAGAAUACUCACAUUUCUUAAAUAUAUUCAGAAUACUAAUAUCAUUUAUUGGUUAUAAUAAUGUUUGAUUAAAAUGUUGUGGAAUUGUUGUCAUUCCUGAUCCAAAAACGUUCUUGUCAGUAAGAACCAAGACACAGGUCAGGGCCUUUUUUUUCAGUUAGUAUAAAAGCUUGAAGAAAUUAAGAAAUAUAUUUAAUGACAAUGGUGCAGGUUGUGAACAAAUGAUUUCCAAUGGAGUUAUUGUUCAAAUCUUCUGACUUUCUAAACAGUGGUAGUAUCGUCAACUAAAACGUUUUUUAAAAUAUCUUUGUUGCAUUUUGCAAUACCAUAUUUAUUAUGUGCACAAUCAUGAACAAGAUACAAAACUAAGUUGAUGUAAUUUGAUAAGUGUAUCCUAGGCAGAUUUCAGAAAUGUAUUCUUAAUUGAAGAAUUUAGGUUAAAAUAAAUGCUUGAUCUCGCUUGAUGAUUUAGUGGAUAUAUACUCCUUGCUGGACUUUUGUACAGAGCUACAUGCACUAGGAUAAUUCCAGUUUAGCAUUUGUUCCUAGAAUGGUUCUACAGUAACUGUUUUCAGCUGUCUUGGGGAUGAGGCUCAAGGACUACAUUAUUUGCCACAAUAUCUGAUGGUAUAGGAAAUAGGAAUAAUGGUUGGUGUUGCCAUAUUGCCAGGUGAUGCCAGUAUACAGCCCAAAGACUAGCAUUACCUUUUUGCAUUCAACUGUGGCAUAUAACAUUUAGAUACAGAAGGAUGUUUUUAACUUCAUUGCAGAAAUUAUACAGUGAACAUUUUGCCUGCUUUAAUCGAGUCAUUUGACUGACAUCCUAUCUGCCUGUUAAAGAAAAUCACAUUACACUAUUUGCAGAAUAAGGGGAAGUUCUUCCACUGUCCUUACCAAUAAUCUAACACCCACUGGCCUAGCAUUUUCCAGAACCCAUGAUCCUGCCUCCAUUCUGGAGGUAUAGACAUGCACUGUUUUCAUGCCAGGGAAUUGGACAUGGACUAUGAAUAAUCUGAGUUGGCUAUAUAGGCAGACCAAACAAUCUAGGAGCAAUAUUAGGCCAUUUGGCUCAUCAACUCUACUAACCAUUUGACCAUGGCACAUGCAUUUCUCAACCCCAUUCUCCUGCCUUCUCCCUAAAAUCCUCGAUCCCCUUACUAAUCAAGAACCCAUCUAUCUCUGUCUUAAAUGCACUCAGUGACUUGGCCUCCACAGACCUCUGCAGCAAUGCAUUCCACAGAUUUGCCGCCCUCUAACUGCAAAAAUUCCUUCUCACCUCAGUUCUGAAAGGUCUUUCGCUCCGAGGCUAUGCCCUCAGAUCUACACAUACAUUCUAUCCAGGCCUUUCAGUAUUCUGUAAGUUUUAAUCAGAUACCCCCUCAAUCUUCUGAACUCCAUUGAGUCUAAUAUCCUGAGAUAGUUCUUGUAAACCUCCUGUGAAUCUCCUCCAAUGCCUGCAUAUCUUACCCUAGAUACCAGGCCCAAAACAGCUCUCACUAUUCCAAAUGCAGUCUGACCAGAGCCUUAGAUAUCCUCAGUGGUACAUCUCUGCUUUUAUAUUCUAGCCUCCUUGAAAUGAAUGCUAACAUAGACAGUCAGGUGGCAAAGUUGGAAGUCUAGAAAGCCUACCUCCAUCUGCUGGCGCAUUGAUCCGCUGUAAUCUUGACUGGUCUUUCAACCUUCAACCUCACCUGCUCUUUCCAUAUCCCCCAUUUUGUUACCCACUGUUCCUUUUUCCACAAAUUACACAACCACUGAGUCAUUGGUAAAUCAUUGAAAUGUUCCUGAAACAAACCUCAUUUACAAACACGCUUUGAAAUUUUGCUUUGAAAUAGAAACUGCUCAUUUUACAAUUUUAUAAAACUGUCAAUCUUACACAACAUUUCAUUGCAUUAAAACAAAAGCUUUACUCUAAUUCAGAUCUCUGAAUGUCAUGAAUAUGGAUACAAGAUGGAAUUUUAUAAUCACCUUGGCAGACAUGUUUUCAGUGAGAAUGCAGGUAAAAUACAUCAAUUGGGUAAUCCACUGCUUUCCUGCCUGCUCCAACCCACUCUCAAUAAUGUGGAGGAGGGUGGAAAAGAUACUCACUAGGUUGCCUGAGUUAUGGCUGUUGAGGUGCUGAUUAAAUUGUUGAAAAGGUGAGAAAGAAGCAGAGAGAUUGCAUCCUUUUGGAGGUGUCCUUUGUCCAUCAGGAGCACCCCAAAACCUUUACCCCAACUUUGUGCCUCCUUACAUAAGCUCUAAUAUCCAUUGUCUCCGUAGUCCUCACUGUCCCUCCUACAAUGCCCAAACCUGUCCUAUCCAAGAAACCUAGUACUCACCUUGCUUGAUGGGCUUCCUUGCAGUUUCACCAGUGCCUCUUAAUCUCUCAUGAAAGUUCUUCAUGAUGGGAAUUCUACUGAAAGCAACUGCAAAACGUAUCAGGCCACAGGCUUGGAAGAGCUUUUCAAAGAAAGAGCAGAGCUAGCAAGAACUGCAGAUGCUGGAGAAUCUGAGAUAACAAGGUAUAGAGCUGGAUGAGCACAGCAGGCCGAGCAGGAAGACUGACGUUUCGGGCAUAGACCCUUCUUCAGUAAUGAAAGAUCAGGUUGUUUUCAAAAAAAAAUCAGAUUGAUAUCUUUCAAUCUUUAUCAGAUCGAAAUAUAUCAAUCAAAACAAAGGUAGUGCUCACCUGAAAGCUGUUCAAUAUAACUGGAGGUUUGAUCCAUUAGUCAUUCUUGCAGAUCAACCAGGUAUUAAGAAUUAGUCCAUCUGGUAAAACAGAUGCCUGCUUAUCUCUCCAAACAACUUUUGUAGAUAUUAUGCGAAAUAGAUUGAAAGUUUCCUCAAUUGGACUGUCACUGCUUGUGACUGAUUAACAGCUUUAUGAGAAAGAAGAGCAAUGUUUUUCAAAGAGCUUGUUUCAUGGCUUUUUUUCCUGUUCCUGUCUCAGAAUUGGGCCUCCCUCUGUGGUUCAUAACUCCUCUGAGGUGCCAUGAACCAAGUCUCUUAACAAAAUUGGUUUGGCUCCAUCAAGAUUGCAGAGGGCUUGUAAUGCCCACUGACAGUGGAGCUGACAAGGGUGGCAAUGCUGUGUGCAGUUCACUGCCAUUACCCUCUUUCACAUUAGCAAAAAUGACCAGUAACAGGAAUGGGGCAGAAAUCCCCAAAUUAAGCCCUGUGCACCUUUAUUAAAUGGCUUCCAACUUACAAUAUCUAGGCCAAAGUUAAGGAUGUCCUAAGAUUCAUCGUUAAAUGCUGUUACAAAUGCAAAUUCUCAUGCACAGGCACAGAGAUCUUCUACAAUCAGUAGCUGUUAGCAAGUAGCCUAUACUUUCCAAUGUUAUUGGCUAUCUCCAUUAAAUACUUAAUUUUUUUCAACCCUGUGGUUAUAGACGGUGUACUAAUUUGAGCUGUUUUUAUUUGGUUUUGGCUAUUUAUGUAGUUAGUAAUAUCAGAACUUCUACAUUUUAAAACAUUGGAGACUUAGAACACUGGAACCCACUGUUAUGUGAUCCACCUUUAGGUUGUCCUAUAGUGGCAGUGAUUUUUAUGAUGUCCUGACAUAAGAUCAUGGUAAGUCUGUACUGCUAGUGUACAUGGCUAAUAUGUUGAGGUGCAGUCAGUACAAAUGUUGAAUGGUAAGCCUCCAUAAUGAGUCAGUAUAAAGAAAUACCAGCUUUACAUUCCAAAAUUUGUUGUUAAUGUGAUGAUGUUAGCUCUGGAUAGACGUACAUAUGUGUCUAAUUGAACACUUUAGCUGGUGGCUCAUAUUUUUUUCCCCUUUGAGAACAGUGUACCUUAUAAAAUAGAAAACCUGUGCAAAAUAAUAUCUUCACAAGCGAAAUCUUAGAAAUAGUUUCAUAAGUUUUGAUCUGAAGCCUAUAAGUGUAGACUUAGCUAUAAUGAGCAGAAAAUUUGAAAAAUACAAGCCAAUUGACAGCAAGUAGAAAAAAAAUGGAUAAUGUGCAUAAAAUCAGCCUGCAUAAUGUUAUUGAGCAAUGAUGGACACAUGAGCACAGUAGUUUGGCUAUUUAAGUUGAUCAAGUUGGCAGUUCUGCCUAUGCUAUGUUAAAUAAACCUUAUGUUACAUUUGUUUGACUGUUAUUGAUGUUGACUUUCUAAAUGUAAUGACAUAUUUUAAUCCAGAUAUUUUAGUGUUUCACAGAAAAUUUAAACUUUGUGUGAUAUUCAAUCAUAAGGUAUAAGACUAAGUAUAACAUUGGCAUCACAUAGCACAGUAGACAGACAUAUAUGAUUAGCUGUGUCCUGAGACAGCAAAUGGACUUCUAGAUAAUGCUCCUAUAGCUGCAAUGUCAUGGCACCAAAUAUUGAAGUGUAUCAAGUUCUCAUUGAGUAUCAGUUAAUAUGCUGUCAACCAGUCAGACAAAAACAAAUUACAUGGUCGUGUAUCUCAUUGUCAGCAGUUUGCUAUUGUAAACCAGCUGCUGUACUUGACUACACAGAGUUCACAUUUACAAGAAAUUAAAUCGUAUGUGAAGUGUUUUGAGAUAUUUGAAUGUUGUUCUAUGGUGAUAAAUAAAAAUCAAUGCUGUUUCAGUCACACCAAUUUCCUGCAAAUUAAAAUGUUUUGCCAACUUAAGUUUGGAGUGUAGUAUUUGAAUUCUUGAUAUGUUUCGAACACCGUAGGUGGCAAAGCACAUACUCAUGAUGACCUCAGUUCCAGUAGAUGGUGACGAGAUUAAUUCAAAUGAACAAGUCAAUUGUAUUUCUGGUCCAAAGCUAGCAUGUUACUGAAUUAUUUUCCAUCACUUGGCGUCCACCACCCAUAGUUAGCCACAAGGUCUCAAAAAGUUAUCAAAAAAAUCAAAGAGACACCUUAUUGUUUACUCCUCAAUCCUCUCCCCCCCCC
Stegostoma tigrinum is the source of this 7576-nucleotide messenger RNA. RefSeq names its product dymeclin (gene dym). Gene Ontology annotation, biological process: Golgi organization. Gene Ontology annotation, cellular component: Golgi apparatus. Lineage: Eukaryota; Metazoa; Chordata; Chondrichthyes; Orectolobiformes; Stegostomatidae. The record is from RefSeq and is a predicted model, not a curated record. The transcript is spliced from 18 exons. Bases 175 to 2352 code for a protein of 725 amino acids.